Molecule: messenger RNA, 1911 nt
Organism: Camelus dromedarius (Arabian camel)
Lineage: Eukaryota; Metazoa; Chordata; Mammalia; Artiodactyla; Camelidae
Gene: CCDC185
Product: coiled-coil domain containing 185
Exons: 1
Coding region: 1-1911 (636 amino acids)
Source: RefSeq, a predicted model, not a curated record
AUGGAGGGCUUCCGCCGCUUCUCCUCGCGGCCCCACGGGGACCUCUGGGAGCCCCCGCCUCCUGGCGAGGAGCGCGCAUCCUCUGCGCGGCUGGGCGGGCCCGGACCGCAGACCGAGCCGAGCUUGUGCUUCUGGGCCGGGACUCCCGGCGAGGAGAGCGAGGCCGCGGCGCCCUGGGUGCACCAGCGCUGCUCGCCCACCCCGCGACGCCGCCAGCACCGGUACUCCGACUCGCCGCAGGAAAGCCGCAGCCUGACCGACGUGGCCCGGAGGCCCCCGGAGCGCGCCAGGAAGAACCAGCCCCGCAGCCGGCGCCUGGAAGAUGCCUGGCGGGAAGCAAGGACCAAGCCCCAGACUCAGGGAGGCAGCCCGCACAGCCUGGCCUGGCAGCAGCAGCCCCAGCUACAACCCCAACAGCCUCAGCCCGGCCAGCACUACCCUCCGGCCCAGGGAGAUUCGCCCCCACCUUACCCUGAGGGAGCUUACACUCCCCAGAGUGGAACUUUCCGGGUAGAAAAGGUGCAGAGCGGAGACCAUUGGGCAGUGCCGGUCUGCAGAGGUCUAGGUCGUUGGUCCCAUUCCUCAGUUCACACGGAGAAGUCUUCUGUGCCCUCCCGAGAUUUUGGGACGCAGUUGGCUAGCAUGUACAUCCAGAAAAGAGACAGCAAUGAUCCGGUGGAGUCGUUAGUCAGCCAGUACUCCCAGCCCUCAGUCUCCAGCAAGGGGUUACAGAGCCAGCACAGCCAGACACUCAAGAACAAGCUAGAAGAGGCAGUAAUGUCCUCCAGAGACCAGAAGAUUGUGGCCCUGGUGCUGACCCGGCUCAAGAAGGCCCAGAGGAUGCGGGAGCUGCAGCAGCAGGCGGCUGUAGCCUGGGAGGAGCUGAAGCGCUCGGACCAGAAGGUCCAGUUGACCCUGGAGAGGGAGCGCAAGCUGCUGCUGCAGCAGAGCCAGGAGCAAUGGCAGCAGGAGAAGGAGCAGCGCAAGGCUCACCUGAGCCGGGAGCAGCGUGUUCGGCGGCGGGACAGACAAGCGAUGAACGGCAUCCAGCAGGAGAGCGGGUGGAAGGCACAGCUGGAGGAGCAGGAGAACCAGUGCCAGGAGAAGCUGGAGAGGGCCCCCUCUGAGACCGAGAGUGAGACUGAGACAGAGCACAGGAAGCAGCUGCAGCUCCUACAGGAGCAGGAGAGGAUGCUGCAGGACCUGAGGGAGCAGAACAGCCUGCAGCUGCAGAAGAGGCUGGAGCAGGCCUGUCAGAAGAAGAAUGCGCACACCACCGAGGGCCAGAACAAGAUCCAGGAGAGCAAUCUUAGCUCCCUAGUCAAUUACCAGGCCCGGAAGGUCCUCAUGGACUGCCAGACCAAGGCUGAGGAGCUCCUGAGGAAGUUGUCCCUGGAACAGAGUUCCCAGCAGUACCAAGAGAUCCACCAAGGCCUGAUUAAGGAGCAUCACCGAGAGCUGAAGAAGGUCCAGGCGCGGAAGGAUCAGUCCCAGCAGGUCAAGUGGCGCGCGGAAGAGUCCAAGGAGCAGAGGAAGGAGCACAAGCCGCUGCUGACGGAGCUGGCGGACCAGAAGGUCCUGCAGACCAGGAGUGACGUUCACAAGAACACCAGGGACAAGGCGCAGCACAUUCGGGAGCUCAGCAUCCUGCGUGAGAAGAAUCAUCACAUCCUGAAGCUGAAAGCCGAGAAGGAGGGAAAGUGCCACAUCGAGGGCAUCAAGGAAGCCCUUAAGAAAAAGGAACAGAGGAUGCAGCAGAUCGCGCAAGAGAAAGAUGCAACCUUAGAGGGAUUCCAGAAGAUCUCCAGGGCCUCCAGGACAGACAACGUGAGAGCACUUGCCAACAGCUUCUUUGAUCGAUUGGCCCGGGAGACCCAGGUCCACGCUGGGCAGCAGAGAGAGGGCUACUGA